Messenger RNA from Teleopsis dalmanni, 2326 nucleotides. RefSeq names its product TAF5-like RNA polymerase II p300/CBP-associated factor-associated factor 65 kDa subunit 5L (gene wda). The coding region runs from base 94 to 2253 and encodes 719 amino acids. Lineage: Eukaryota; Metazoa; Arthropoda; Insecta; Diptera; Diopsidae. Gene Ontology annotation, molecular function: RNA polymerase II general transcription initiation factor activity; protein binding. The record is from RefSeq and is a predicted model, not a curated record. The transcript has 7 exons.
UUUCGGUAGAUGUUUUAAUAGUUAAAUAGUUUUAAAAGUUAUUUUUUUAAAGUACAUAAUUGGUUUGAUAUUUAUUAGUCGUAAUAUUUGAAAAUGUCAAGCAAGAAGACUACGCCUACCGGUAGCAGCAGUAGUGGUACUAAACCAAAGAAGUCAAAAACUGAUUUUUAUCGUUCAUCAAUUGGAAAUUAUUUAAAACAAAAAAAUUAUUUGGGAAGCGAAAAAUUUCGUAAAUCGGAAUUUGUUUUAACACAAAACAAAAAUGAUUUUAUAUUGCAAAAAAUGGUGGAAGGAGAUUUAAGUAGUAGCGAUUCUUAUACUUUUUCAAAUGUCCUUUGUAUUACAAAUAAUUAUCAAAUGGCGGAGCAACAGUUUGGAAGGUUUUCGCAGUUCGUUGAAGCGGAAAAAGAUGAACAUAAAUUAGAGUUAAGAAGAUUCUAUGGACCAUUAAUAUGCCAUCUGUAUAUUGAAUUGAUAAAGGCUCGAGAAUCAAAUGCAGCUGCGGAUUUCUUAAAAAAAUAUGCAAAUUUAAUUGCACCUGUUGAACAAAGUGACACGGUUUUAAACAAUAUAAACAGUUCUGUACCAGUGGAGUCGUGUGUAGAAUCCACGAAUGCUUCACGCAAUAAUAUAAAAUUCGUACAAGACGUCGAUUUUGAAAAACCGCUUGAGUUACAGUAUUUUAUAAAGCUUAUAGAAACUCUAUCGGCAUGCACAACUUCGGAGGAAAUUUUAUCUGAUGUAGAUGUAGUCCAUUUCCUUUCAACAAAGUAUGAAAUUCACACCACACAAAAUGUAGUUGAUGCGCUAAAUAGUUAUUUAAAAACGAAAGGGCAUGUACUAAUACUAAAUAUUAUAUGUAUGUAUGUACACAUAAAUAUAGUUGAAAAUGAGGCUAGAAAUUGGACUGGCGAUCAACUCAAAGUAGGCUUUAAUGAAGAAGAUUUAAGUGAUGAUGAAUUAGAAGAGUUAACUGCGAAAACUAUUACACUUUCUGAAGACGAUAUAUUUAAGAAGCCUCUUCCAGUAUUUUUGAAGUCUUCGCAAUCUGCAAAAUCAGCAACCAAAACUAGAGAAACAAAACAGAAUCGACUUCAAGCAGUACGACAAUGUUUACAAGUUGUAAAAACUAUCCGAAAAUCAAUUACUGAGAAUCAAGCAAUUCUUCCAGAAUAUAUUAAAAUUGCUGAUAGAGAUAAAGGAUUGACAUCAAGUGAUAUUGACAUGAAUCGAUGUCAUCUAAUAGCGGGAUUUAAUAGCUCUGAAGUGAAUUUGUGGCAAAUGAAUCAACAAACAUGCAGAGGCAAAAGUAUGUACCGGCGUAUUACAGAUCGUACAUGUUGUUGGGAAAUAAACAAUUGUUAUGAAGAGGAAGAUGAUGAAAUUGAUUUAGAUAUAAAGCGAGAAGAAAGUACAAAACGAAACUUAGAACAAGAAAAAUUUUAUGAAUCAAAAUAUGCCGGCAACUCAUAUAAUCAAUAUGGAGGAAUUCAAUUACGUGGUCAUGGAAAAGGUGUGACGGAUGUGCGGUUUUCAAGACACUAUCCGUUGAUAUAUAGUGCAUCCAAGGAUUGCACAGUUCGUACUUGGAGAGCGGAUAAUUACUCGUGUGCUUCAGUGUACCAUGGUCAUAAUUAUCCCAUUUGGUGCUUAGAUGAAAGUCCUAUAGAUACAUAUAUUGCAACGGGUUCUAAAGAUAAUACUGCCCGUUUAUGGUCUACAGAACGAACAAAUCCUCUCAUUACUUAUAUCGGCCAUACACAAGAUGUAGAAUGUGUUGCUUUUCAUCCCAACGGCAAUUAUAUUGCUACCGGUUCAUGUGAUUUAUCCGUACGACUGUGGUGCGUCACAAGCGGAAAAUUAAUGCGAGUAUUUUCUGACUGCAAACAAGCCGUGACAACUGUGACUUUUAGUCCAGAUGGUAAAAUGUUAGCCGCUGCCGGGGAAGAGACAAAAAUACGAAUUUUUGAUUUAGCAGCCGGAUCACAAAUUUGUGAACUUAAGGACCACACAGCUGGCGUCACCGGCAUGGUGUGGACCAAUAACGGCACACAAUUCGCAUCUGUGUGUCGAGAUGGUAGUUUUCGAUUAUGGGAUAUUAAAAGACUAUUAUUAAAUCAGGAACCCAGUACAUCAGCUGCAGCUUCAUCCGCAUCAUCAAAUAUUCGUCUACAAAGGUUAAAUUAUAAUUGUGGACGUUUCGUAAACAUAAAAGUAGUUCAGGAUGGUACUAUUUGUUGUCUGGGUACCUAAAUACAAAUAUUACUGUGAUGUGAUAUAUUUGUAAAUUCUUUUUUAAAUUUAACUAUCUCAUUUUAUAUAUAAG